UUUUUAAGUUAAUAAUAUAAAAUUUAAUUGUGAUUCAAUACGCUAAUCUAUACAGCCAAAAGAAAAACAAAAUAUAAAAUAAAAAACAAGAAUUUAAAUAAAUUUUUUUCAUAAAAUAAAUUUAAAAAAAGAAACAGCAAAAACAAAACAUAACCACAACUACAACUACACGCGAAGUUUGCGAGUGCUGUUUUUUCUCUUCUAAAACAACAAAAACAACAAUUGGUAUUAAAAAAACCAAAAUCAUCGUGCUUUAUUAGUGACGGCAACUGAGUUAUAAUAAAAAAAAGAAUAAUAAUAAAGCAGAAUUAUUUAGAGUCAGCAGCUACCAGACCAGACACUUCUGUUUUUGUUUAAUUUUAUUAUUCGGUGUUUGUUAUUGUUGUUGGAUUUUCGAGGUACUAUUUGUUGUUUCUAUUUUGUGAGCAACAAUCACGUAAGUGGAGUCCACAACUAAAGCCAAACGAAUUUUAGAGUAAAAAGAAAUAAUAAUAAUAAGGAAUAAUCUAAGAAAAGAUAUUGUAAUAACACAGAAACAUGGGUCAAACUUUAUCGGAACCAGUAACCUCCAAGGAAUCGGCUUAUUGUCAAAAUGAAAUAUAUAGAGUGGGCUCAAGUUGUAUGCAGGGAUGGCGCAUAAAUAUGGAAGACUCUCACACACAUAUACUGUCGUUGCCCGAUGAUCCCGGCACCUCGUUUUUUGCCGUCUAUGAUGGUCAUGGCGGUGCCACAGUUGCUCAAUAUGCCGGCAAACAUUUACACAAAUUCAUUUUAAAAAGACCUGAGUAUAAGGAAAAUGUUGAAGAGGCUUUAAAACAGGCCUUUUUAGAUAUCGAUUAUGAAAUGUUAUAUAAUGAAUCAUGGGGCGAACAAAUGGCUGGAUCCACAGCUGUUGUAGUUUUAAUUAAAGAUAAUCGUUUAUAUUGUGCCAAUGCUGGUGACUCACGUGCCGUGGCUUGUAUUAAUGGAGAGGUAAUGACUUUAUCGAUGGAUCAUAAACCAAAUAAUGAAGCUGAAUCGAAACGUAUCAAUGAGGGUGGCGGUUGGGUUGAAUUUAAUCGUGUCAAUGGUAAUCUGGCAUUAUCGCGAGCUUUAGGUGAUUUUGUUUUCAAACGCAAUGAAAAUAAAAAACCCGAAGAACAAAUUGUUACAGCCUAUCCCGACGUUGAGACUCGCAAAAUUAAUGAGGACUGGGAAUUUUUGGUAUUAGCAUGUGAUGGCAUUUGGGAUGUUAUGAGCAAUAAAGAAGUAAUUGAUUUUUGUCGAUCACGCAUUGGACAGGGUAUGUAUCCUGAGGAAAUAUGCGAAGAACUAAUGACUCAUUGUCUGGCACCCGACUGUCAAAUGGGUGGUUUGGGUGGUGACAACAUGACCGUCGUCUUAGUAUGUUUCCUGCACAAUAAACCCUAUGCGGAUUUGGUGCAACGGUGUGCCACCUCAUCAAUGUCAGCGAAUACAAACACUUCAUUGCCGGCAACACAGACCUCGACAUCAUCGUCACCAGAAGAGGAGGAAAUAGAUCUAAAAUAACGGCAUCACCAGCAGCACCAUCAGCUUCAGCAAUCUAGCACUACGGCAGUACUCACUUUUAUCUAAAACAUUCAAGUGCAGUUUUGCUUUUAACAAAAGAAAAGGAAACAAGAAAAGAAAAAAUCCAAAAUAUCUUCUUUUUUAAGAUGAAGUUUUUUUUCUCUAUUUUUGUCAUUAGUUUUUAAACAAAUUCUUAUUUUUUUCCUGUUUAUAUUUUAUAUAUACCUCCAAAUAUCGUUAUUCAUAUAGUUUUUUUAUUUUUCUUUUUUUUAAUAUAAAUAUAUUGUAAACUUUUCUUUUGCAAACAAACUAAACAACAACAGAAAUAAUACUUGUUACUUAACAUAACUGGUGUGUUCCUUUAUACUAUUUGAAAAUGUUCUUUUUUAUUAUAUUUAAUUCAAUAUUAGUUAACUUUUUCUGCCUACUUCUGUGUUUUUAUUUUUUAUUUGUUUUUAUUUUGUGUAUAUCUGCAGUUCGAAAUCGGUUUUGGUCUUAAUUAUUAAAAAAAUAAAUUUAUUAACAUAUGUAUUUCAUUUUGUAGGAAAUUUAAUAACAAUAUCAAAAUAUAUUUUAUUAAUGUUUAAGUUUUACAAAAUUUUGUUAGGAAUUGUUAAUUUUUUUUAACAUUAUCAAUCAUAGAAAACCAAAAGUAAAAUCCAUUGUAUGUUUGUGAGUUUUUCUAAAAAACAAAACAGCAACAUCUAAACUGAAAACAAAAUUAUUUUUUAUAAUGAAUACACCCUAAAUAAUUGUUUAAAGCAUUAAAUUAUUAUUUAGAUAAAAUUAAAAGAUACAAAGAAUUAAUUGUAUAUUUUUGAUUUUAAUUUUUUUAAACUGUUGUGAAAUUAAAUUUUGGAAAAAUUAGUAAAAGUAAAGUAAAAUGAAUUAAAGUAUUUUAGGCAGUUGGUGAUUCGUCUCAAAAUUUGUAUUUAAAUGUGAGCAUUUUUGUCCAAUUAUUACAAUUAUUUAAAAUUAAUGAAUUAUUUUAUAAAUUGUGGAGUUUAAAAAAAUAAAAAUUUAAAAUGUAUAUGAAAAAAUAACAGAAUUCUAAAAAAAUUAAACUUAAAACAUUGGUUUCAAAUUAAAAUUUUUGUUUUUAAAAUUAGCAAGACUUUUACAUAGAAAUACCAAAAACACCGAUCACCGAUUCUUGUGUUAAUAAUUCCAUUGGAUUAUUUCCUUAAUAGUUUAAUAAAAAUUCUUUUCAAGAGGCGUUCCUAAAUAAAUUUAUAAAUUCGCAUUUUCCAAAUACUUUUCAAAUCUUAAUACGCUGUAGUCAACUAAAAAAUCUUUGGCCUUAAACAAAAAAAUAAAUCAGAAACAACUCAAUUUUAUUUUGAACUUAAAAUUGUUUUAAAAUAUAAUUUAGUCCACUUACUACAUAUAAAUAUUAUUAAUAAUAUAUGGCUCACUUAGUACACAAUCGUCACAACUCAAAUGUACGAAUAAAAUCACAUUCAAUAAAUAUGUUAAUUCAAAUUAGAAAUAAUUCCAAAAAUAACACAUUAUAAGCAAAAGAUUUCAGUUCGAUUAUGUUUUGUUAAUAAAUUCUAUUAUUUUAUACUAAUUUAUUAAGCUUGAGAUCAGAUAUUGAAAGUUUUUAACUUGUACAUUGACCUUAAACUCAAUAAAUUAGUAUUAAACUUAACAAAACAAAAAAACAAAGGUCGAAUAAAUUGAACUGAAAAAUUCUAAAUUUGAAUUGUAACGGUCUUGCACUAGCAGAGCUAUAUGUGUAUUUAAAAUAAUUUUCCUUCCUAGAAUAAAAAUGUGCGUGUGUGUAGUUGUUAAAUGCAUAUUUUCAUAUUUUUAUACCCUUAAUCAAAAGAAAACAAACAAUUCAAUACGAUUGAAUAAUGAAAGAUUUUUAAUAAAUGUAUAGAAAAAAGCUUUAAAUAUUAAAAGAAAACAACAACAAAAAAAACAUAAAAUAUGGUAAAAUAACAAAUAUUGCGUCUUUUUUAGUCGUAUAUUAUAAAUAUGUAAGUUUACGUUUUAAGAUAAAAUCCAAUAAAACAAAAUAAUGAAUUUAGAAAAAAAAUAAUAUCCAAAACAAGUAAGAUGAAAA
This is a messenger RNA of Calliphora vicina (urban bluebottle blowfly), 3601 nucleotides long. RefSeq names its product probable protein phosphatase 2C T23F11.1. Lineage: Eukaryota; Metazoa; Arthropoda; Insecta; Diptera; Calliphoridae. Gene Ontology annotation, molecular function: protein serine/threonine phosphatase activity; cation binding. The transcript has 4 exons. The record is from RefSeq and is a predicted model, not a curated record. Gene Ontology annotation, biological process: protein dephosphorylation. Bases 538 to 1530 code for a protein of 330 amino acids.